Messenger RNA from Gracilinanus agilis (Agile Gracile Mouse Opossum), 972 nucleotides. Its product is annotated as olfactory receptor 9I1-like. The record is from RefSeq and is a predicted model, not a curated record. Gene Ontology annotation, biological process: G protein-coupled receptor signaling pathway; sensory perception of smell. Gene Ontology annotation, cellular component: membrane. NCBI's taxonomy places the organism in Eukaryota, Metazoa, Chordata, Mammalia, Didelphimorphia, Didelphidae. Gene Ontology annotation, molecular function: G protein-coupled receptor activity; odorant binding; olfactory receptor activity. The transcript has 2 exons. The coding region runs from base 31 to 972 and encodes 313 amino acids.
CCUUCUGAUAAAAGAAGUCUCCUUGCCUUGAUGGAGGAAAAUGGCACUUUGGUGAAGGAGUUUGUCCUAAUGGGGUUCACUGUUGGGGCUGGGCUUCAGAUGGUCCUCUUCUUUACCUUUCUGACCCUCUACCUCAUCACCAUGGGUGGCAAUCUGGGCAUGAUCUUUCUAAUCCAGAGUAACACUCAUCUCCAGACUCCCAUGUACUUCUUCCUCAGCCACCUGUCCUUCUUGGAUGUGUGCUAUUCUUCUGUAAUUAUCCCCCAGAUGCUCGAGACCCUGAAGCCUGGGGGGGCCACCAUUGCCUAUGAGCGCUGUGCCACUCAGUUCUUCUUCUUCACCCUUUAUGCCAGCACCGAGUGCUUCUUGCUGGCCGUGAUGGCGUACGACCGCUACGUAGCGGUCUGCAAUCCCCUCCUUUAUGCCACAGCCAUGACGCCCCAAACUCGGGUUGGGCUGGUGAUGGGGGCCUAUUCUGGGGCCAUGGUCAACACCGUGAUCCGCACCGGUCUCACUUUCUCCCUUUCUUUCUGCAAAUCCAAUUAUGUAGACUUCUUCUUCUGUGACUUACCUCCCCUGCUGAAGCUCUCAUGCAUGGAAACUGGACCCCGGGAGCUGGUCAUUUACCUCCUCGCCUUCACGGUGAUCACAACCAGCAUAAGCAUCAUUCUCAUCUCCUACCUGUUCAUCAUCAGGGCCAUCUUAGGAAUCCGCUCUCUGGGUGGGAGAGCCAAGACCUUCUCCACCUGCGCCUCCCACAUGACUGCAGUGGCGCUCUUCUUUGGGACCCUCAUCUUCAUGUACCUCCGGGGGAACAUGGGCAAGUCCCUGGAAGAGGAUAAGAUUGUGUCUGUGUUCUACACAGUGGCCAUCCCUAUGUUGAAUCCCAUUAUCUACAGCCUGAGGAAUAAGGAGGUGAAGGAGGCUCUGAAGAAAGUAUUCAACCGAGUGAAGAUCUCUCAAGCAGUGUGA